AUGACAUCCGGAAACAUGGCGCAAGUGGCGACAAGCAGGACGGCGGACGACGUGUCUCCGGCGAGACAGUAUCGUCCAGCGCAGGAGUGCUGCGUAUGGGUACCACAUCCCGAAUGUGAGGAAGACUGGGAGGAACCCGUACCUGCCCUCACAUUUGCGUCGGAUGAGGAGAUGUGCGAGUGGAGGUGCGCUGUUGAGCGGUGUCAAUACGCCGCUCAUCGCGCACUCGAAGCUGAGCGUGCACAGGCAGCAGCGGCUGAGCGCACGCGGUUCUGGAUCGAGCAGUAUGGGUUAGCGUACUUGUCUAGAGAGGCAAAGGCUGCGCGUGCGGUCAGUGACAAAUAG
Molecule: messenger RNA, 345 nt
Organism: Peniophora sp. CBMAI 1063
Lineage: Eukaryota; Fungi; Basidiomycota; Agaricomycetes; Russulales; Peniophoraceae
Source: the annotation of a GenBank genome assembly